AUGUCGGAACCUUUGUCAAUCAGUGCAUCCGAUAUAGAUGUCUCGGCUUUCUAUCCACAGAAUGUACAAGACUCUCUACAGGAAGCCAGUGACCAUGCAUCCCAGGGUGACUUAUUUACGUGGCCUAAUAUCAACUUGGGCAAUGGACCAGAGGCUCUUAGGAGCAGCUGGGCAGGGGAAGUGGAAAAACUUGACAGCCUCCCAAAUUUGAACGUGGAUGCAAUAUCCAAUACCGAGAUGCAAAUAAUAUCUGAGCUCUCGUGCACCGAAAUGGAGACACUUUUCAACAACGCAGCAGAUCUUUGGGAAACAGCUCUUUACAGCCCGGAUGGUUCGACCAAGAUCUCCAAACAAACAGACGGUCACUUCCAGUUCAGAAGCAUAUCACUCCCUUCUGACAGUCCAGAGAACAAGCCCCCCUUGAGAAUCUUUGGCAAGAUUAUGCAACCACCAACGGCCAUGUUGAUGGGGGGCAUAAAGAAGUGGCGACACCUGCAGCAGUAUCUGAGAAAUCUGGCGUCGCAUAAUGAUACCGUUAUGAAUGCGCUGCUGGGUCUUGAUAGACUCCUUGAGUGGGAUAAUAUCAGUGGCUCAACAGCACCAAAGCGUCAGCUCCAAGACCACAUCCACAGUUCAUUCAACAUAACAACACGCACGAUUCAAGAGGAUAUUUCCUUGUCCCCAUGCGACAUAAACUCCAAUAUGGAUGACUGGCUCGCUGCUAUAUUCUUAUUGGCAUGGAUCCAAGUCCUCCGAGAUCGUGUCGAACACGACAGCGAGUCUCCGUUUCCUACUGAACUUACUAACACCAUUAUUACUUGCUCUUACGACUGGAAUUGGUAUUCAAGGCAGCUUCUAUCAUGGUUUAAUUCCCUCGAUAGUAAAUCCUCUCAUUUGAGCGGACCAACUCUCUUGUCACCCAAAGCUCUCCAAGUUAUGUCUCAGUAUCCUAUUCAAAUCAUCAGCUGCGACUAUAAAGAGUCUAAAUACAGAAGGGACUCGCUUGACGAUGACAAAGACUUCCAAGCACUGUCUCAGAGUCCAUUGUCAGAAGUCUCUGAGCAUGGGGAUAGCGGUAUUGUCGUCCCUGCGAAGAGUCCGUGUGACGUCAAAGAGAUCGUACUCCGAGCACUUCUGCAGCCAGCUGCCAAGUGGUAUUUAAAAACGCAAGCAUAUUGUCGUCGUAUUAGCGCCCUCGAUAAACAUCACCAAGAGCGGUUUACCCCAGAUGCAGAGAUUAGGGUUGCUCUAGAGGGGAAGCAAAUUCACCGCAAGCUUUGGGACUUGUGGGCACAGUGCCCAUUCAUUAUAUCUCUAUCUACGGCUGAGCUGUCCACGUCAAUUGCCCCCGACGUAGCAACGAGAGUACAAGAAAUCUCAAACAUCUAUCUAGCCAGCUUCUGGAUUCUGUUUAUCUAUCUCCACCGCAUCUGCUGGUGGCAUCUCCCGCAUACUAAAGCGGUGACAGGGGCGUUAGAGAAGACGUGGGAGCAUAUAAAGAACUCUUAUGGAGAAGCGGACGAUGUUAGUCAAGAAAUGACAGUCCAUCCUGCUCUUAUGUGGCCGGUCUUUCUCUUUGGGGCAGAAUGCAAAAAUGCAGAGCAGCGUAUCUGGGCUAUUGAGCAACUAAAAGCCUUGGGGAAGACACGGCCGGUGUUGAAGUCCCAGAAUCAGAACUUGGAGACUCUACCAGCAUUUCGUAUCAGCCAUGGAGCUACGAGGAAUGCAAAACAGGCAUCGCUUUUGCUUGAGGCUCUCACUCAAAAACAAAAGGAGAUGAAGUGCCGAGUUAAUGAUAGAGAUCUGGCUAUGGAUAUGUUCAAUUGCUACUUUUCUAUAGUGUGA
Molecule: messenger RNA, 1845 nt
Organism: Fusarium sp. VM40
Lineage: Eukaryota; Fungi; Ascomycota; Sordariomycetes; Hypocreales; Nectriaceae
Source: the annotation of a GenBank genome assembly